Messenger RNA from Seminavis robusta, 1728 nucleotides. Lineage: Eukaryota; Bacillariophyta; Bacillariophyceae; Naviculales; Naviculaceae. The record is from the annotation of a GenBank genome assembly.
AUGGGAGAUUGGUUUGCAGCAGCACAAAAAGCUGACGCUGGCCCUGUCGUGGACGAGAUCCCCUUUUUAUCCCGAAGAUCACCAGUGCUCUGUCGAAAUGGUUGCGUAGCAUCAAGUCAGCCGCUGGCAUCCUCGAUUGGGCUGGAUCUCUUGCGCAAGGGCGCCAAUGCCGCCGAAGCUGCUAUUGCUGUCGCUGCAGCGUUAUCUGUUGUGGAACCUUGUAGUACAGGCUUAGGUGGUGACAUGUUUUGUUUGUAUUAUAAUAGCAAGGAACGUUCUGUCUCGGCCAUCAAUGGCAGUGGUUGCAGCCCCAGCCAACUGACGAUGGAGGUUGCAAAAGCCGAUUGUGAUGAUGGCAAAGGAGCCAUCGAUGCUGUCAAGUUUCAAGCUUCACCUCAUGCGGUGACGGUCCCCGGUGCAGCACGAGGGUAUGAAGACGUGUGGAAACGGCACGGGUCGGGAAAAUUUACGCUUGCUGAACUGCUGGAACCUGCUGCGGUCUUGGCCGAAGAAGGGUUCCCGGUGUCUCCCGUGACAGCCUACCACUGGAAAUCAGGUAUGCAUCUCAUCAAGAGAUGGCUUGAUGAUGGUGAAGUGGUACCACUACUGGCUGAGAAUGGACCUAAUCCGGGCGAUAUUAUAGUCAACAAAGAUAUGGCUCGAGUAUUGAGAGAUCUCGGAGCCAAAGGAGCUACAGAAGGCUUUUAUGAGGGUGAAACAGGCAAAGCCAUUGCGGCAGCAGUUCAAAAGCAUGGUGGGAAACUCUCCAUUGAUGAUUUGAAAUCGCAUACAUCCACCUUUCCAGAGCCAGUAUCGACCGAAUAUCGGGGGGUUAGACUAUGGGAGGUGCCUCCAAACGGUCAAGGCGUUGCCGCAUUGGUUGCCUUGACCGGUCUCAGACAUCUAGAGGAAAACAACCUGUGCCCCGAAUUGUCGCCAGCAACGGUAGGGAAGACGGCGGAUGCCUAUCAUGCACUGAUAGAAAUGUCCCGUCUCGGAUUUGAAGAUGCCAGAGCACAAGUUGCAUGCCCCUAUCAUACAAAAGUUCCCAACGAGUGGUUUGUGGAUCAGGAUCGAAUAGGAAAGCGAGCAAAGGAACUCUUCAAUCCACAAAGGGCAAUGGCGAAAGGAGUACCCAGUCCUUCGAGCUGCACUGUAAGCUUUCAGGUUGCAGAUAAAGACGGAAACGCCAUCUCGUUUGUCAACUCCAAUUUUAUGGGUUUUGGGUCUGGGAUUGUUCCUCGAGGAUGUGGAUUUUCUCUCCAGAACAGAGGAUUUGGUUUCACCCUAGACGACAUAGAACAUCCCAACUGCCUCGCUGCUGGCAAGAGACCGUAUCACACCAUAAUUCCAGCCAUGCUGACAUAUGCGGACACCAAUGAGCUACACUCAACAAUCUCCAACAUGGGAGGGAACAUGCAACCACAGGGUCACCUACAACUCACAAUCGACAUGGUUGCGGGAGGUAUGGACCCCCAACAAGCCAUAGACAAUCCCAGGUUUUGCAUUACUGACGGAACUCGCGAUGGCAAGAUCUUCAUGGAAGGUGGACUAGACGAGACGAUCCUCAAAGAACUGACGGAGAAAGGACACGAUCUCAAAGUCAAUGUUGUCGGACACGACCGAGCCGUGUUCGGGAGAGCCCAAAUCAUCAAGCGUGACAGGAAGACAGGAGUUUACUGGGCUGGAUCCGACGGUAGAGCGGAUGGAUGUGCAAUGGGCUACUAA